GAAAAGUAAAAAGAAAACAAUGAACACAGCACUUCCUCCUUUGUUUAGUCCUCUUGUACUCUUCAAGAAAACGAAUAUUUCAAUGUAAAGAAUUUCCCUCAAGUCACUUAAUUAUAAUUUCCCAAUAAUCAGAAAAUGAAUUAUAUCAAAUUAUCAGUAGCAAGCAAGUCUAGCACCUUUUUGCAUAAAGGGCCAGAAAAAAGUGGGAUUUGUUUGCCUAUGUAAAUAGAUGACGAGCUCAAGCCAUUUUCAACUGUAGCUCCAUAGUCUUUCAUCGUCCUCAUCCAGUCUCCGGCGAUAGCAAAAUAGAAAGCGAAAAAAAAUGAAGGGCCUCGUUUUUUUCUCUCUACUCGCGUCGAUUUUUGUUCUGGGUUUCCUCCAAGAAUCGGUACAUGGGCGGCCGUCGUUGAUGUCGCUGCCCAAGCCCCGCCGUGAUGACUCCGCCGCCUUUGCUCGGUGGUUGGUCUCUCAGAACUCGUGGGGUGUCCUCAGCACAGUAUCCAGUGACUGGGGAGGUGCACCAUUCGGGAAUGUGGUAUCGUUUAGUGAUGGCUUACCGGACAAGGGAAAAGGCAUCCCGUAUUUCUAUCUGACAACACUCGAUCCAACGGCUAGCAAUGCUUUGAAAGACCAGAGAUCUUCAUUGUCGCUAAGCGAGUAUAACAUAGGAACUUGUGGCAACAAAGAUCCCGAGCUCCCCACUUGUGCGAAAAUUACACUUGUGGGAAAGUUAAAAUUAAUCGAGGGAACAAAAGAAGCUGAGAUCGCUCGAGCUGCAUUGUUCGCAAAGCAUGCUGAUAUGAAAAGGUGGCCUAAAAGUCACAAUUUCCAGGUGUACAAACUCGAUAUCGAGAAUAUAUUUAUGAUCAAUUGGUUUGGCGGCCCAAAACCUAUCACUGUAGAACAGUAUCUUCAGGCCAAACUGAAUAAACCUGCACUCACCGUGGCCUAAACGAAAUUCCCAUUGUUGAUUUGUUGUCUGAUUAAUUGAGGAACCAGAAAUUUCUGCUUUACGAGUGAACCUGUCGAUAUCUUGGUAAAUACCAACAUGCUCUGGCUGAUGGAUUGUAAAAGAAAAAAUGUCAAAUUACUGAAUUAUAAAAUAAAAAAUUGUUGUGUUUGCAUUUUUUCCGUAAAUGCUCGUAUGUCUGUAUCGUUGUAAUGUGACGAGCUUUUUCAUGUGAAUCAAAAUUGGAGCUUUACUGAUUCAACUGGAAGUGCAUUGAAGAUGUAUGUAAUGACUUCAAAACACUAGUAAAUUUCCAAUUUCCAUAGUUCAUGAUAUGUCUGGAUAACACAGCUUAAACAUGUAUGGAAAGGGAUCAUGUUAUGUAACAGUAAGUGUAGGAAAUGUGAAGAAAGUCUUUAACA
Molecule: messenger RNA, 1371 nt
Organism: Striga asiatica
Lineage: Eukaryota; Viridiplantae; Streptophyta; Magnoliopsida; Lamiales; Orobanchaceae
Source: the annotation of a GenBank genome assembly